Molecule: messenger RNA, 1098 nt
Organism: Sphenostylis stenocarpa
Lineage: Eukaryota; Viridiplantae; Streptophyta; Magnoliopsida; Fabales; Fabaceae
Source: the annotation of a GenBank genome assembly
AUGCCAGCAAGUCCUUUUCAACAAGGUUAUAGACCGGUACUGCCUGAUUCUGCAACUCCUUCUGCAUCAUUGACUAACUAUGGUCAAAACCCUAGCCCAUCUGCCACAACUCACAAUUCAUUUGGGUCUGUAUCUUCACUGCCUCCAAAAUACUCCCAGUUGUAUGAAAAUCCGGGUCUGCAUCAUCGUCCCCAAGUCACGAUGCCUAAUGGUCAAGGACAGCAAAGUGUUGCCUCAAUGCAACAGUGGUCCCACGGUGUGCCGAAUCAAAUCAUGAGUGCCAAUACCACUAGUUCCCAGGCACUUAUUUCUAGGCUGCUGGGGCAUACAAGUUCAAGGACCCAAGGGACCAGGGAGGCUGAGAUUGCUCCCGUUUUAAGAUUGCAGCAAGAGGCAGGAGUUUUACCGAAUGAAGUCUCUACCAGUCGCGACGCGGGAAAGGAGCUAGCGACCUCAUCAACUAGGACCCAACCUUCCGAGGCAAUUCAACGAAUUUUAAAUAUGAAUCCAUCACGGAUGGUUACUCGGAAUUUUCCCAGCAUCAGUGAACAAGGCGGGAGCAUUCCGACAGAAAGGGUGCCUUAUGUUCCACCACGUCGUGGUCGUCCUCCAAAACGACGCGACCCCAUAGAAUCGUAUCAGCGGGGAAAGCUAAAGAAAUUUCAAAAGGUCUACAACGUUCUGGUUGGUUUGUUUUGUGUAGUCAAUAAAGGUUUCUACCGGUGGAACAACCGGUACCUCUCAGAGAGCGCAAAGGCCUCAAGGUGGUGUCGUCAUCAGAGACCUAAGCGCUGUACUCCCCAACCCCCCCUCUGCUCCAAGGUACACUCCGACCCUCUAAAGCCAUUUUCUUUGUCUCUCUUUCUCACCAUCCUUGCCCGCGUUGAACUCUCACAACUUGAGACUGCAGAAGAAACUAAAAAAAUUCAUGAUUCUCAAAUGUUAGGCACUUCGAAAACGCGGUGUACGACAUGGAAUUCGAGAGGCAAGGUCAACCCCUUGACCCCCAUCUCAGAUUAUUCAAACCACCGCCAGGGAAUUGAUGUGGCACAUCAUCCUGAACGAAGUGUCAAGUACAAGAAAUUCUCAAGAGUAUAA